Glycine soja is the source of this 1715-nucleotide messenger RNA. RefSeq names its product proline-rich protein 36-like. Bases 180 to 1193 code for a protein of 337 amino acids. The record is from RefSeq and is a predicted model, not a curated record. The transcript is spliced from 2 exons. Lineage: Eukaryota; Viridiplantae; Streptophyta; Magnoliopsida; Fabales; Fabaceae.
AAAUAGCCUUGUUAUUUGUCGGGCUAUAAAAAUUUGUUGUUUUGAUUCUCUUUAACAAAGACAACAAGAGGGAACAAAGAAAAUAUAAGUAAAAGAAAGAGGUAUAAACAUACUUCAAUAGUGUACAAGAUAUAUAGCAGAAUCAAGCACUAUAGCCUUUAGUCCUUUACUCCCUGAGAAUGUCUUGGUUCCUUGUAAUUCUAUUUCUCAGUCUCACAUUUGGUAUAACUCAUUCUGAGGCUAGCCAUGACAAGAAGCUUCCCUCUGCUGUUGUAGUUGGCACUGUUUACUGUGACACAUGCUUCCAACAGGGUUUCUCCACGGGCAACCACUUCAUUUCAGGUGCAUCAGUUGCUGUAGAAUGCAAAGAUGGGUAUGGGAGGUCAAAGCCAAGGUUUAGGAAAGAAGUGAAGACAGAUGAGCAUGGGGAGUUCAAGGUGCAGUUGCCUUUCUCAGUGAGCAAACAUGUGAAAAGAAUAAAAGGAUGCACUGUGAAACUAAUAAAUAGCAGUGAGCCUUAUUGUGCUGUUGCCUCAGCAGCAACUUCUUCAUCACUGUGCCUCAAGUCCAGAAAGGAAGGACUACACAUAUUCUCAGCCGGCUUUUUCUCAUUCAAGCCUCUUAGACAGCCAGUUCUUUGCAACCAAAAACCAAGCAUUCAAAACAUCAAGGGCCCUGAUUAUGUGAAACACAUAUUUCCUCCAAAAAUAGAUCCAUCAUUUCCUCCUCCACUUCAAAAUCCAAAAACACCUGGUGGUCUUCUUCCUCCCAUUCCUGGAUUACCCGACCUCCCACCAUUGUUGCCACCCCUUUCAGGAAUAUUGUCACCACUAGUCCCUGCAGGAAUCCCUAAUGAGUCCCCAAAUGUUCAGCCUUCAGAUCAGAAACUACUUGACCCUAAUAACCUCAUAUUUCCUCCUAACCCAUUUCAGCCACCACCCUCAGUCCCCAACCCUCUUCAGCAGCCUCCUCUAAUUCCUAACCCAUUAGAACCAUCAGGCCCAUCAUCACUUGUUCCUAACCCACUCCAGCCUCCCUCAACAGGAACAUCACCACCACUGUUUCCGUUUCCAACAGUACCAGGUUUAACUCCCCCACCACCAGCUCUUCCCUUUCCUUUCCCUCCAUUAUUCCCUCCACCUAGCGGCCCUGGCACACCCUCUGUUUCCUCUUCAAAGAAUGCUUCUCCUUAACUAAAUAGUAGCUAUCCAUGCAAUUCUCUAAUAGCUCCUUCCACGUGAUGAACUUACUUUCUUUAUGGAAAUUGUAAUAUGGUUAUGAUAUGAAUAGGAAAGUUAACAUGGAGAUCGAUGUGCAUCCAUAGAGUGACUACUGCUGAAAAAAUUGAAACAUGAAUAAUGUAUUAUUAGUAAUAAAUUUUUGGACGUGGUCAUUAAUUGUGUUAAUCCUUGAGUUGUUGUAGAAAUGGAAACUUCUGAUUAUGAUACUGCAGCUGUAGAUUGAUAUGUCUUAUUUGAAGCAAGGUUAAUGUGAACGACAAAAGAAUAGAUGUCUAAAACCUCCUCGAGAUUAAAUAAAUAAAUUCUCUUACUAACAUUGUAUGGCUUUGAAAUAAAAUCUGAAAAGUUUGUCAUAAAGAAACAACACCUUGCAAUGGCAUGCAUGGUUAUGGGGUCAUUAACUAGUGAAAUUAGGGCUAGGAGAUUGGUUGUGGGGUUGGGAAAAUAAUCAAAUAAGUAGGGUUUGAAUUUAAA